This is a messenger RNA of Macrosteles quadrilineatus (aster leafhopper), 3979 nucleotides long. RefSeq names its product protein CREBRF homolog. The transcript is spliced from 8 exons. Gene Ontology annotation, biological process: regulation of transcription by RNA polymerase II; response to unfolded protein. Gene Ontology annotation, molecular function: RNA polymerase II transcription regulatory region sequence-specific DNA binding; DNA-binding transcription factor activity, RNA polymerase II-specific. Gene Ontology annotation, cellular component: nucleus. NCBI's taxonomy places the organism in Eukaryota, Metazoa, Arthropoda, Insecta, Hemiptera, Cicadellidae. The record is from RefSeq and is a predicted model, not a curated record. The coding region runs from base 222 to 1976 and encodes 584 amino acids.
GUUAUGACUUAGACUUAGACUUAUGAUGAGCAGCAGUAGCAGUAGUAGUGAGUGUCAUGUUGAGAGUUGGUGUAACUAGCUGUUUGUUGUUGUGAGAAAACUGUGAUAAACCAAUAACCUCAUGCUUUUGUUUUUGCCAAUGACAAAGGAAAGAAAAUGUAAUUAUCAAGUUUAAAAUAACAAGAUAACGCUCUUGAAGUACACAACAUUGUAUACCCACAAUGACUGAUCAAGGCUUUUCAAGUGAUUUUUUUAUCGACUCAAACUUUGCCAUGAAGCCGGAGCCAGACUCAUUGGGUUUGGAUUCAUUAUUACACACUGCAAGUGUACCUAUUCCAACAAGAAGGGCUAUGGAUAUGUCCGAACUAAGAGAUUUUGAAUUGGAGGCCAAUAAUAGAUCAUCAAGCAGUAACAUGGAUAUGUUUCAAGAAAUUAACUCACCUAAUCCUAUUAUAUACUCCGGAAAUGCACUCUGGGGGACUAAAAUAGCAGGACCUGAUUCAGAUCCCAUAAAAAUGGAAGAUGAUGAUAUUUUCCAAGUAGAUAAGUCAGAUCUGAUUCAAGGACCUACACUCGCUGAGCUCAAUGCCAAUGAUGAAACUCUUGGACUAAAUGAUUUGGACGAUUUGAAUUUUGAUGAACUCCUUUUGCCAGAUGAAAAUGUGUACAAUCAAAUACCUCAACAGCCAUUGAGUACAAGAGUCAGCCCUUCUUUGUUGGUAACCAAUUCAACACCGACAGUUAUGGGACAGAAUUGUGCCUCUUCUUUUCCUCCUGAUGGAAUAGGAUUUUAUAAAGAUUCAUUUUCAUCCAGUGUACCUUCCAAUCCAUUUAGUUGUACACCCAUUUACCAGAAGAACUUAUCUCCUUCUAGUCACCACAGUUCUAGCUCAUCACUUCAGGUCCAUUCAGCUCCGUCGUCGGGCACCCCUCCUCCCAAGCCCAUCAGUCCUCUACAGCAUAAACACAGUACUUUGCACGAAUUGUUGAUGAAGAAGGAAAUGAGUUCCCCUCUAGGCCAGUCUGUCCCAGGGCCAUCAUCUAGUAUGGGAGGAGUGAUUCGCAACCCAAGGUAUUCACAGUCUCGCCUCUCCUCCUCUGCUCCCACUCACCUCGGUCUUGAGCAGAUCUGGCAACGCAGAGAACCUCGUCCUCACCUGUUGUCUACUAGCUCCUUGGCGGAGGGUGGCUCUACGUCAUCACUUUCUACUGGUGGCGUAUUGAGUCCUGAAUCUCAUGACUUUUCACUUGAUGAAAGUUUCGACUCUGAAGACGACAGCGAUCAUUAUGAUGAAUUUUCAUCAGACGCAGAGUCAAUGAGCGAUGGUGAAUCAGUGCCUCGAUCUCACUCCAAGAAGGAAAGGUAUUUUUGGCAGUACAAUGUGCAGGCCAAGGGACCGAAGGGCCAGCGUCUGGUGCUCACAUCUCGUCUAGAGGAUCCUCAUUGUCUUAACCAGAUCACAGACCCUGUCUUUAGUCCUCAGUGUUCCGUUCAGGGGAUAAAACACAGUGGAAAGGCACGAAAAGGAGAUGGUAACGAUUUGACUCCUAACCCUCGAAAACUUCAAGCAAUUGGCAGAGAGUUAGAUAAACUCACACGGACUAUAAAUGACAUGACUCCAGUCAGUGAGCUACCAUUUAAUGUUCGACCCAAAAGUAGAAAGGAAAAAAAUAAACUGGCAUCAAGGGCUUGUAGAUUAAAGAAGAAAGCCCAACACGAAGCCAACAAAAUAAAACUUCAUGGUCUUGAAACUGAGCACAAGCGAUUACUGACGGGAAUUCAUCAAAUGAAGCAAGUACUAGUGGCGAGGUGUGUCAAUGAGCAAGCUGACCCCACGGAACUGGCCAAGACCUCUGAAAAAAUUGUUAAAGCUGCUACAAAAGUGAAGGUGGCUGGACACACAACAGAGUUUGUCAACAAAGUAUUGGACAAAGUGAAGCAAGGCACAGCCAAUGGAGGUUUGGAUGACCUUUAAAGGAUUUAUUUAUACACUUAUUUUUCAUUAUGAUUAUGAAUUAAUUGUUAUUUUAAGUUAAAUAUUUGUAAUGGUUUUUUCAGGAAAAUAGAUCUUACAUAUAGAUAUCUAUAUAUUUUUAUGGAAUACUUGUUGAUUUUUGGUUGUUUUACAUUUGUAUUGUAAAACAAAAUUAUUUAUGCCUAGAUAUUGACGUGUACAAAAUUUCAAGGUUUUGUAUAUAAUUUACAAACAGAUUUUUUUUCAUACAUUGUAAUUUCUGUAGAGAAAUCGUUUCAUAUCACAAGUUAUUCUGAGAGCAACUUACAAUAAAAAGGAUCAAAAUUUAAUCAUUUUAAAACUUAAAAUUUGUACCUUUUUUAAUGUUCAUGACCAAGUGCUCAUUAUUUGAGAGAUGAUGCAAAGGUUAAAUGCUUCUUUUAAAAUUUAUAUUCUUCAAAUAUUCAUUAUAGUCAACACAUUAUUCAAUUCAAUAAGUUUUAACUUGGAUUACUUACGCUGAUUUAAUACAAUUAUUUGUGGGAUUGUAUAGGUUGCCUUGUGGUAUUUAACGAUUUCAUGUGUAUGCCUUUAGUUCCUUGCCUUUUUAACUUUCUGUGAUGGUUUUCGUGAAUAUAAAUAAUCCCUAUGUUAAAUGUUUGUGUGUUUGGGUGUUCAUUGUUUGCUUAUGAGUGUGUUGUUCUACUGUGCAAGUGUAAACAUUCACUAAGGAUACUAAAACAAACUUCUCAUGCAUACCUGAUGUUUGAUACCUACUGUGACUCCCCUUACACUUACAUAAGGAUUGCCCAUCCUUUGGCACUCUACUUUAAUUAGUAAUCAAUGCAAACAUUAGUGUUAUUGGAAGAGAUGAGAUAACACAUUCCCAUCAGAUCUUAUAAAACAAUAUAAAUCUUUCUUUGGUAUCCUUAGUCAAUGAUAUAACAAUUACAGUACUCUAAGAUAUUCACCUCAAUUGAGUUGUGUUGAUGUUUUUUAUGUCUUGACCAAAAGCUGAAAGCAUUUGUACAAUAUUAUGAUAUAAUUACUUUUAGUUAUAAGUUAAAAUAUUGCAUAGUUUUAGUUGGAUAGUUAAUCUUUAAAACAAAUUAUACUUAUUAUAAUAUUAGUCCUGUAAUUUUUUAAUAAUUGUUGUAAUUUUUUCUUGAUGUAUUUACGUACAAUAUAACUCUUAUUGAAUGCUACAUAACUCACAAUGUGUAAUAAUUACACAAUUUAUAAAAAGUAAAUUUACAGUCUGUAAUAAUUGAAAAUGCAUUUCAUCCUUUAAAAAUACUGUAUACAAAAUGUAAAGACAGGGCAGCUAUUGGGAAGGAAACGCCAACGGAAACGGAUUUUGUGGUUUCAGUUGUAAUUAAAUAACCUAAAUAUCCCCAUAAACUCAACCUAUGCCGACCUUUUAUUAUUACCUUGAGAUGUUAUAUUUACAUAAAAAGUAUUUUUGUUUCCUAACUUUGUUUUUCAAAUACCCUAUGAAAAAAAUACAGUUCAUCACACAAAAAGUGUCUUUUCAACCCUCCCUCAUUUCCCGAUUUCAGAUUCGCUCGGUCAUUAAACAGCUCGGUUCAAAAAGAGUCACUUUACACCAUAGUGAUGAAAUAUACUUUAUUUCACAUAAUUUUUGCUGUUAUUCCCAAAUAGGUUUAAUUUUAAUUCUUUUCAGUCAUUAUAUAAAACUGAUAGAUAGUAAAGCCUUAAUCAAAGCAUUUUACUAUGUGUUGUAUGUAAUAGAAUAUAUUUUAAAGAUUGCUUUGAGAACAAUUCAAGAUUGCAUUGUGGUAGGUGCUGUAACUAGCCGAAUGACUAACCUGUUUGAGAUAUGGAAGAGCCUUAAAUCAAUAAGAGCACAAUAUUUGUAACAUAAAUACAGUUUUAAAUGCACUUAAAACUACAGUUGUUAUAUUUUUCAAAACCUUGCUAUUUGCUUUGUUAGUUUUAGCAUAGACAAAAAGAACUAAGUAUAGGCAGUCAGCAGUGCUGCGGUUAGUGUAAGUUCUGGCGUU